Molecule: messenger RNA, 1664 nt
Organism: Brachypodium distachyon (stiff brome)
Lineage: Eukaryota; Viridiplantae; Streptophyta; Magnoliopsida; Poales; Poaceae
Product: 1-aminocyclopropane-1-carboxylate oxidase homolog 1
Exons: 1
Coding region: 393-1466 (357 amino acids)
Source: RefSeq, a predicted model, not a curated record
UCAAAGUAGCAGUUCAGGUCUGGGAAUACCAACGCAUCAUCCGCUGCAGCAACAGAUGCGGAAUAAAGAUGCAGUCAGACACAGCCAUUGCAGGUAAAAAAUGAGUGCAAGCAGCAGCAGUACUCCGUAGUAAACUGAAGCUCGCUCCCUGCUCAACAUCAGAAAGGGAUGUUUGAACUACUUCCACAUUUCUCUACGCAUCCUUCAGAGUCCAGACAAGUCCAGAAGAAGAGUACGGUUCAGCAAAGAGCCACGUCGCUGCACUUGCCAGCUCUCUGGUUUCGAUCCACAGAAUCAGAAUUAUUGGCAGCAGGAUCCGAUCGAGCUGCUAGCUGCUCAUCGCCACAUAAUUCCAGCUCGAUCAACCAUAGCUAGUCCAUCGACCAUCAUCCAUGGAGUCUGCUGACCGCCUCAGCGCUCUCAAGGCCUUCGACGACACCAAGGCCGGCGUGAAAGGCCUGGUCGACGCCGGCGUCACCGCCAUCCCCUCCAUCUUCCACCACCCACCGGAAUCCCUUCUCCCGCCCUCCACCACCACCCGCAGCCCCGCCGCCGCCAUCCCAAUCAUCGACCUCGCCUCCGCCGCCUCACGAGCCGACCUGGUCUCCCAGGUGAAGCAAGCCGCGGAGACGGUGGGAUUCUUCCAGGUGCUCAACCACGGCGUCCCCGAAGCGGCCAUGGCGGCGAUGCUGGCCGGCGUCAAGCGCUUCAACGAGGAGCCCGCGGAGGCGAAGCGCGCCUACUACACGCGCGACUUCUCUCGGCGCGUGCGGUUCCAGAGCAACUUCGACCUGUUCCAGUCCCCGGCGGCCGGCUGGCGCGACACGCUCUUCUUCGAGAUGGCCCCCGCCCCGCCGCCGCCCGAGGAGAUCCCCCCGGCCUGCAGAGCCGCCGCGCUCGAGUACGCCGGAUGGGUUCGGACACUCGGCCGCGCCCUGUUCCGGCUGCUCUCAGAGGCUCUCGGCAGCGGCGGAGACCAUUAUCGGCGGCCCCUGGAGGAGGAUAUGGAGGGCAUGGGCGUGGCGAGCCACUACUACCCGCCGUGCCCGGAGCCGCACCUGACGCUGGGCACCACCAGGCACUCCGACCCCAGCUUCCUCACCGUGCUGCUCCAGGACGCCAUGGGCGGCCUCCAGGUGCUCCUCCAGGACGCCGCCUGGGUGGAGGUCCCCGCGGUGGCCGGGGCGCUGGUGGUCAACGUCGGCGACUACCUGCAGCUGGUGUCCAACGGCAGGUUCAGGAGCGUGGAGCACCGGGUGGUGGCCAACGGCGCCGGGCCGCGCGUCUCCGUGGCCUGCUUCUUCCGCCCCUACGGCGCCGCCGCGGCCACGACGGUGCUCCGGCCGAUCGUCUCCGGCGACGGCGAGGAGGCCAGGUACAGGAGCACCACGGUGGAGGAGCUCACUAGGCACUACUGGGCCAAGGGCCUCGACGGGACCUCCGCGCUCGACCACUUCAGGCUCUGAUGUCUCAAUUCAGCUCUAUUUGUACUACUUUGCAGUAGGAUCAUUCUCUAAGAAUGAUCAAGAUUGGCUGGUCAUCAGAGUUCCUUUCGGAUUUGCUACACAUUCUGAAAUCUGAAGACCGGCUAGCAUUGUCUUUUGUAUAAUCAGAUUUCAUGACGUGUAUAAUGAGGUGAGGUCGGUUUUCUCUUAGCGAUGCCA